Alosa sapidissima (American shad) is the source of this 2694-nucleotide messenger RNA. It is a transcript of the gene elovl6l, whose product is annotated as ELOVL family member 6, elongation of long chain fatty acids like. Lineage: Eukaryota; Metazoa; Chordata; Actinopteri; Clupeiformes; Clupeidae. The transcript is spliced from 4 exons. The record is from RefSeq and is a predicted model, not a curated record. Bases 177 to 1007 code for a protein of 276 amino acids. Gene Ontology annotation, molecular function: fatty acid elongase activity. Gene Ontology annotation, biological process: sphingolipid biosynthetic process; fatty acid elongation, polyunsaturated fatty acid; fatty acid elongation, saturated fatty acid. Gene Ontology annotation, cellular component: endoplasmic reticulum; endoplasmic reticulum membrane.
UCAGCCACAACCGAUAAUUUGGCUGAGCCACCUCUCAGGUGCCAGAUAUUUCUUCCUCUGGUCAGAAGAGACAAACUAAUUGAGGCACACCGGCAGGAAUUUGUCUUCAGUUAACAUCGGCGUGAUCACAGCUUCAAACUACUCUUUCACUCUUCUGCUGCCAACACAAGUUUAACAUGAAUGAAACGGAUAAUUAUCAACAGUUAACUCUUUCCGAGUACAACUUCGAAAGACACUUUGAUGAAAGGUUGGCUAUCGAAUGGAUGCAGGAGAACUGGAGUCAUGCUUUUGUAUUCUGUGGCCUAUAUGCGGCGCUGGUGUUUGGGGGACAGCACUUCAUGAGGGACAGACAGAAACUUGACCUCCGCAAACCUCUGAUCCUGUGGUCAAUGAGUUUGGCCAUUUUCAGCAUUGUUGGAGCUGUCCGAACUGGGAUAUACAUGCUUUACAUUCUUCACACCUAUGGCUUUAAGCAGUCAGUCUGUGACCAGAGCUUCUACAAUGGACCAAUCACCAGAUUUUGGGCCUAUGCCUUUGUUCUUAGCAAAGCUCCGGAACUGGGCGACACAGCCUUCAUAGUGCUCCGUAAACAGCGGCUCAUCUUCUUGCACUGGUACCACCACAUCACCGUGCUGCUCUACUCCUGGUACUCCUACAAAGACCAGGUGGCCGGCGGAGGCUGGUUCAUGACCAUGAAUUACACCGUGCACGCGCUGAUGUACAGCUACUAUGCGGCCCGUGCGGCUGGCUACCGCAUUCCCAAGCCCUUCGCCAUGGUCAUCACGUCCGCCCAGAUUGCCCAAAUGGCCAUGGGCCUGACUGUGGUCGGCUUGGUUUACCGUUGGAUGCAGGAUGAGGGCUGCCCGUCGUACCUGGACAACAUUGUGUGGGCCUCGCUCAUGUACCUUAGCUAUCUGGUGCUCUUUGCCUCAUUCUUCUACCAGACCUACCUCAAGGGCUUGAAAGGGAAGUCGGCUAAGGAUGCUAAGUCUACUAAGGAUGAGUAGACCUUUUAGGCAAUGCUUUUUGUCUGUGAGAAUGGAGUCUUCACUGUUGUGUUUCGGAGGUGUGUCAUGUUGUUUUUUUAACUCAAAGGUUUGGUCUGGCAUCAUAUCUCCCUCAAUGUGCAUAGAUCAUUCUGUAGCUUGCUAAUGAUUACGGAAGUGCCGAGAGAUUGUGGCCUAUGUGGCAAUCUUCUCUGAUGUCCUCUGCACUGUGUCUCCCAAAUGUACUAUAAAUAUUAAUACAAGGCCUUUAACUGGCUCAUAUAACUGUAUAUUUAGGGGAAACAUUUCAGAUAAAAUCUAAACUAAACAAGCGCAGAUAACAAUCAUGCAUUAUGUAACCUAUGAUUCUGGCAGGAUACAGGUACUUUUGUCCAAGUGUCCCAAACUAACCUGACUUAAAUUAAACUGUCCUUUUGAUUAACAGUUCCUAUGCUGAUGCUGAGUUGUGAGUUUUGAGCACCAUGUGUGUCUAGUUCUUCAGGCAUACCAAGGGUUGAAUAUGUUUGCUAGUUUUCUAUAUCUAUGCACAUUGAGACAGAGAGAUUGCAAGAAAUCUUCUGAUGUUUGUUGGCCAGACUUGUUCUGUGGUGAAACCUGUGAGGCUCCCUUUGAAGCAUGGAUGACUGGAUGAGAAUGACCCCCCCCCCCCCCCCCUUUUCCACCCCAAUCAUUCUCAACAUUUCUCAACUCUUACCAAGUGUGCUUGUUCUGUUCAGAGACAUGACCUACUUGUUACAAGUACAUAGGAAGUCUGACAGAAAUAGGUUUGCAAACUAAUUUUUUUUUUUUUUUGGUAUUUGUGUAAAGACGUUCAUAGCUGUGCUCUCUGAACGGUUCUCUCUCAAGCCUACCCUGUAUUAUUCUAAGACUUAUUUAUUUUAGUAUUUAUUACAAGAUUGUAUGAUGGCAUUAAUGGAUAAUGCGGGAUAUGUCUUGCCCACGAUGUUUCGCCUGUCAAGUGUUUUUUUUAUAUAUGUUUGUACUUAAAUAUGUGCUUGUAUGUUCGUUGCCUUUUCUACAUUAAGGGAUUGGCAUGUGUCCUAGGCAGGUUUUGACCAUGUGUGUAUACUGGUGAGGAUUCAUUGCUGACGUACACGUAUAUAGUAUCUAGCCAAAUAUUUUUUUCUCUUUGAGAAUAUAAUUUUAAAAAUAAAAAUCUCUACCUCAUUUAUGUCUUGCUAAGGAAUGUCAGUAGAAAGAACUUGGAAUGUCCCUGAUGGUUCAUAUUCUCUUGACUACUCCUGAGGAGGCAGUUUUAAUAUUUAAUUGUAAUAUUUCAUUGUUUCUCUUUUUCUACAUUGAGAACUGGUGUUGGAUUUGGCCUAGUUUUUUCCCUUCAGAUUUGUGUGCAUCAGUCAGGUUUUUUUUCUGUUUAAUCAUAUUUGUUUACAUCAUUUUGAUUAUUCAAGUGACUGAGGUGAUGGGUUUGUUUUAUUUAUACACUGUUAAGAUGUAUUUCACCUAUCACUUAUAGUUAAAUACUGACAGAAAAAAAAGAUUUGUGUGCCAACAGUUCCAGUGCUUUUAGUAUGUUACAAGGGUGUAUUGGUUCUUGGAGGUAAUCCUUGCCAAUUUUGGAUGACUUCAGCCAUUGUUUAAUUAUCAGUUUGUUUGAACAGGUGCAUUUUUAAAUUAAUGUCAUUAAUACUUAUUCAGUGUAAUAUAAUAAAGCUGCUAUUUUACCAUA